AUGAAUGUGGUAGGAAAAGUUGGAAGCUUGAUAUCUCAAGGUGUGUACUCAGUUGCAACCCCUUUUCACCCCUUUGGUGGGGCUGUUGAUGUGAUUGUUGUUCAGCAACAAGAUGGGACAUUUCGGAGCACGCCUUGGUAUGUUCGGUUUGGUAAAUUUCAGGGUGUUCUCAAAGGUGCGGAGAAGUAUGUUAGGAUAAAUGUUAAUGGUGUUGAGGCCAAUUUUCAUAUGUAUCUUGACAACUCAGGGGAGGCUUAUUUUUUGAAGGAGGUGGAUGAUGAUAAAGUGGUUGAUUCAAUUGAGGUUGCUCAAGAUUCUAUUGACAAAAAGAAUGGCUAUUUGAGUAAUGUUCAUAGACUUGAUCAUAGUGUCUCGGAUUCUGGGGUUCUCAGUUUGAAAAAUGAGGAUGAUUCUUCAGUUUUGUGUGUGCCUCAAAUUCAAAGGGCAGAAUCUGAUGUUGAUAGGAGGUUUUAUGAAUUCCCAGAUGAUCGAUCUUCGUUUGAAGAUUCAGUUGAGUUGUCAGAAUACGAGUCUAAUUCAUAUGGGAGCCUAGAGGGAGACAAUUUUGCGGACUCACAGGGUGCACAACCAGAGAUGGUCUUGGUGAGUGUUGAUGGUCAUAUAUUAAUGGCUCCUAUCUCAGAAUCAGAGCAAACUGAGGAGAAUGUGCAGUUAAAAACUCCUCAAUUUCAUCUGGGACCAGGUGAAGAGACUGACUUAUGUGGAGGCAAUGGAGAGUUUGGUGAAAAUGCUUGGGCCACUGAUUAUAUUAGUCAUCUGGAUACUCAAAUAACUGAUGUCAUUCCUAGAUGUCGUAACACUAAUGGUGAUGAUAAUACCUAUAAAAUCUCACGUGAAGUUUGUCGAAGAGAGGAAGAGGUACAUAUUAGUCAGGCACAGGAAACCUUAGAGAUUAAAAAUCGAGAAAAUCAUGUGAAAACUGAUUCAGAAGUGGCUGCACCAGGUAUCAAUAGGAAGAAUGUUUUCAAAAGCUGUUUGGAACUACAACAUUUUGGGCAGCAGGCAGGAAAUGCUGAUAUACAAGAUACAGGUUCUUCACUGGAGAUUCAAAAUUCAGCAAAGGAAACUAAUGCAAGUUGUCUUGUAGUUAAUGAAAAUGAAGAUGAGAAGGUUGUGCAACCUACAAACGGUGAUGACUUAUCACCUCCAAGUUGUUCUAUUUCUUCUAAUGGCCAUAGAUAUCCAAAAUCAGAAUUGGAAAUUCAAGAGGUUGAGAAAAAUACUGCUGGAGAUGUUGAAACUGGUUCUGGCUCUCGUUCUUUUACUACUGAAACUGAACAAAAUGAUGAACGUAUUGACAAGUCUGUAUCAAACGAUGGGGUAGAUGAAAGUCAACAAACCCGUGCACUGAAAGAUGUUUCGGCUACAAGUGAGGUAGUGGAGCCUCAAACAGAAACUUCAAAUAAAGGGGAUCAAAGCCAUUUGGGUUUGGGAUUUGAGAUUUCACUUUGUGGCCAUGAACUUAAGCAGGGAAUGGGUUCAAUAGCUGCUGCUGAAGUGUUUGAAGCGCAUCGCAUAUCCGCAGUUGACUUCACAAGUUCUUCUCAAUCAAUAAUUAAAAACCAAAAUCUUGUUAUCAAAUUUAAAGAGAGGUACAUGACGUGGGAAAAGGCUUCUCCUCUUGUUCUUGGAAUGGCUGUUUAUGGUUUAGAUUUACCUGUUGCACCCAAAGAUACUAUUCCUGUGGAACAGGAUCAUGCAUUGAAGUCCAGGGAUAACGAUCUAGGAUCAUCUUCAGCUGGACGCAGAUGGAGACUUUGGCCUAUUCCUUUUCGAAAGGUCAAAACAUUUGAGCAUACUAAUAGCAAUGCAUCAAAUGAGGAGGUGUUUCUUGAUUCUGAGUCUGCAUUUCUUAUAGACAGAACUCCGACAUCCAGUACCCAGGGGUCUCCUCGUAAGCAAUUUCUAAGAACCAAUGUUCCCACUAAUGAGCAGAUAGCAUCCUUAAAUCUCAAAGAUGGUCAGAAUUUGGUAACCUUCAGUUUCUCUACAAGGGUUCUUGGUACACAACAGGUUGAUGCUCAUAUUUAUUUAUGGAAGUGGAAUGCAAGAAUUGUUAUUUCAGACGUUGAUGGAACUAUUACCAAGUCUGAUGUUUUGGGGCAGUUCAUGCCUUUAGUCGGCAAAGAUUGGACACAAUCUGGAGUGGCAAGGCUUUUCUGUGCCAUUAAGAAGGAGCUAAGCCUUCCUCCUUUGAGCUUGGGACUUGAGAUUUCUCAGCAAAUGAGCCUGAGGCCUGGUCUAAUCUCUUUUGUUCAAUCAACAAGCAUAGUUGAUAGGAAGGCUAGUGACUACAUGCAUGGUGUUAUGGAAAAUGGAUACCAGCUACUUUUUCUGAGUGCCCGUGCAAUUGUCCAGGCAUAUCUAACCCGAAACUUCUUGCUUAACCUGAAACAGGUUGCCAUAGUAAAAGGUGGCAUUAAGGACGGAAAGACCUUACCAAAUGGACCUAUUGUUAUCUCACCUGAUGGAUUAUUUCCCUCCCUUUACCGAGAAGUGAUACGAAGGGCACCACAUGAAUUCAAGAUUGCUUGUUUAGAGGAUAUAAAAAAACUUUUCCCUUCUGACUAUAAUCCAUUUUACGCUGGAUUUGGCAAUAGAGAUACAGAUGAACUUAGUUACAGAAAGAUUGGCAUCCCCAAGGGAAAAAUAUUUAUUAUCAACCCUAAGGGUGAGGUAGCCAUUAGUCACCGAAUUGGUGCAAAGUCAUAUACAUCAUUACACACCCUUGUGAAUGACAUGUUUCCACCAACUUGUUUGGUCGAGCAGGAGGACUACAACUCAUGGAACUAUUGGAAAACGUCAUUGCCAGAUGUAGAUUAG
Molecule: messenger RNA, 2844 nt
Organism: Sphenostylis stenocarpa
Lineage: Eukaryota; Viridiplantae; Streptophyta; Magnoliopsida; Fabales; Fabaceae
Source: the annotation of a GenBank genome assembly